CUGCAGCAACGUCUCGGCUUCCGUCUGGAGACACUUCGUCAUGACGUCAUCGUUGUUCUCUUUGGAAUAAAAACCAGGUUUUCUGUGUGGGAAAAAAGCGUGCUUUGUGGAAACGAUCGAGUGAGGAAGUUAAUCUAUCUGCCCGAGAUAAUAAGGAACGCGGAUACCUUUGGCAGAGACAAUGAGCAGCCAGGAGGAGAACUCAGUCAAAGGGACGACGGGCUCUUCCCUCAGCCUCCUCGCCGAGAAGCACUUUUUGUGCCUCCUCUGCCGAGACAUCUUCACCAGCCCGGUGACCAUACCCUGCGGACACAGCUUCUGCCUGUCCUGUCUCGGCCAGUUCUGGACUCGACACCAGUCCAAGUACUGCCCCGACUGUAGAAGACUGUUCGCCAACAAGCCUGACCUCAGCGUCAACCGUAUUCUGGCAGAUGUUUCUGAAAAUUAUAGAAAAGCGCGGCCUCAGAAAAAGCCGCAAGAAGAGACGGUUAUAGACGUUCAGCAAAUGAUCCAAGACAGGGUGCAGAAGAUAGAGAGGCUAAAGUCUUCUCUGGAGGUCCAAAGGAGUUCUUACCUGCGUGAGGUCCGCGAGAGUCAAAAGGUCUUCGCGGCCCUUGUAUGUAGCAUGGAGAAGGCUCACAAAGCUGUUGUCUCGGCAAUUGAGGAUAAACAAAAGGAGGAAGAGCAAAGAGUGCAGGCGCGUAUAAAAGACAUCAAGGCAGAGAUUGAGCAGCUGAGGAACCACAUGAGUCAAUCUGACCCUCAGGUUUCUUAUCAAGGCGAGGACAUGAAGCAGGUGGUUUUGCCCUCUGAGAUGAAGGACUGGUCCAGGGUUAGCAUUGAAACAGACCCUUGUGUUGGAUUCACCAGAAGAGCGAUGUCUGACAUGUUGGAAAAAAUUAAGCUGGAGGUCAACAGGCUCUCCAAAUCCGAACUGAAGAGACUAGAGAAGUAUACAGUGGAGGUGAACCUGAGUGGAAAGACAGCCCACCCCUUCCUUUCCGUCUCCGACGACCGGAAGGAAGUGAGGCACACCAACAAGCUCCAGGAGGUCCCAGAUUAUCCCACGCGCUUUGACCGUGUGGCCAACGUUCUGGGCAAGGAAAGCUUCAGCAGUGGGAGGUGCUACUGGGAGGUGGAGGUUGGCACCAAGAUUGAGUGGAACCUGGGCGUCGCCAGGCAGUCCAUAAACAGGAAGGGCAAGUUCACCGUCUGCCCGGCCAAUGGUUUCUGGACUUUGAGCCUGAAGGCCGGAGGCCAGUACGUCGCCAACACCUCUCCCGUCACCUUUGUGGCUCUGGAGCAGCGGCCGAGGACGGUGGGAGUGUUUUUGGAUUACAGCGAAGGCCGCGUGUCCUUCUACUGUGCCGAAUCAGGAGUGCACAUUUACACCUUCGCGGAUAGGUUCACAGACAGGCUUUACCCGAUCUUCAGUCCCGGACGCCCGCACGGUGGCAAAAAUACAGCCCCGCUGAUCAUAACCUCAAGUUUCUGCAGCAUUUGAGCGUCUUCGUUCGAUGUCAUUG
Fundulus heteroclitus (mummichog) is the source of this 1526-nucleotide messenger RNA. RefSeq names its product bloodthirsty-related gene family, member 2 (gene btr02). The record is from RefSeq and is a predicted model, not a curated record. Lineage: Eukaryota; Metazoa; Chordata; Actinopteri; Cyprinodontiformes; Fundulidae. Bases 182 to 1504 code for a protein of 440 amino acids. Gene Ontology annotation, molecular function: protein binding; GTP binding. The transcript has 9 exons.